GCCGCGGUGACGUCAGACGUCGGCGUCACGGCGUCGCCCGCACCCCGCUCCCAAGAUGGCGUCGCUGCUGCAGUCGGAGCGGGUGCUGUACCUGGUGCGCGGCGAGAAGGAGAUGCGGGCGCCGCUGUCGCAGCUGUACUUCUGCCGCUACUGCAGCGAGCUCCGGUCCCUGGAGUGCGUCUCGCACGAGGUGGACUCUCACUACUGCCCCAGCUGCCUGGAAAACAUGCCUUCAGCUGAAGCCAAGCUGAAAAAGAAUAGGUGCGCUAACUGCUUUGACUGCCCCUGCUGCAUGCACACCCUUUCUACACGGGCCACGAGCAUUCCUUCACCGCUCCCUGAUGACCCAGCCAAGACUACCAUGAAGAAAGCUUAUUACCUGGCCUGUGGAUUUUGCCGCUGGACUUCCAGGGAUGUGGGCAUGGCAGACAAGUCUGUUGCUAGUGGUGGCUGGCAGGAGCCGGAGAAUCCUAACACACAGAGGAUUAACAAAUUGGUUGAGUAUUACCAGCAGUUGGCUCAGAAGGAGAAGAUUGAGCGGGACCGGAAGAAGCUGGUGCGACGCCGGAACUACUUGCCCCUGGCCUUUUCGCAACACACUAUACACGUAGUGGACAAAUACGGAUUGGGAACCAGGCUUCAACGGCAGAGGCCUGGAGCUCCGAUCAGUGCCCUCGCUGGACUCUCGCUGAAAGAAGGAGAGGACCAGAAGGAGAUCAAGAUCGAGCCAGCUGAUGCAGUGGAAGAAGUGGAACCUCUUCCUGAGGAUUACUACACAAGACCAAUCAAUCUGACAGAAGUGACAACUCUGCGUCAGCGCCUGCUGCAGCCUGACUUCCAGCCAAUCUGUGCUUCCCAGCUCUACCCACGUCAUAAGCACCUCCUGAUCAAACGUUCGCUGCGCUGUCGGAAAUGUGAACAUAACCUGAGCAAACCAGAAUUCAAUCCGACAUCUAUCAAAUUCAAGAUCCAGCUGGUUGCUGUUAACUACAUCCCUGAAGUGAGAAUCAUGUCUAUUCCCAACCUGCGCCACAUGAAGGAGAGCCAGGUCCUUCUGACUCUGACCAAUCCAGUGGAGAAUAUCACACAUGUAACCCUGCUGGAGUGUGAGGAGGGAGACCCUGACAACAUCAACAGCACUGCCAAGGUGGCAGUUCCUCCCAAGGAGCUUAUUCUGGCUGGCAAAGAUGCUGCAGCAGAGUAUGAUGAACUGGCAGAGCCUCAAGACUUCCAGGAUGACCCUGACGUUAUUGCCUUCAGAAAAGCCAAUAAGGUAGGAGUUUUCAUCAAGGUCACCCCACAGAAAGAAGAGGGCGAAGUGACCGUGAGUUUCAAGAUGAAGCACGAGUUUAAAAACCUCGCAGCUCCAAUCCGUCCCAACGAUGAUGGUGAUCAUAGUAGCUCGGAGGUCAUUUGGCUUACCCAUCACGUGGAGCUCAGCCUCGGUCCAGUGCUGCCAUAAAUGCUCCCGACACUUGUGCCCCAACGGCUGGCUGCAGAAUGGACUGUCACAGGGAAGGAAGCAGCUGGUGGAACGUUCUGCGAGAGCUCUUUUGUGAUGUGUGGGUGUGUGCCAUGGGCCCCUGCCAGGCCACAAGGAGGUGGCUGAGGGUGCUUUGGGAUGGUUUGUUCUCUCUCCUCUUGUCGUAGUGCCCACUAACUGCCGCUCUGCUUCCCCACGCCGCCACAGCUGGUUUAACUUGGAGCACGUGUUUCAGCACAGAGGAAGAUCUGGCUUUCUCUGCACUUGCACUACACCUGUCUGGAUUUGGUUUUUUUCAAUAGAAAAGAACCCGUAUUGGUUUUGCUUCAUGUCAUCCCUGCUGUUACAUACUCAAUAGUGAACAACUUUUUCUCACAGAGUUGUCUGCUGCCUGAACAAACGGGGUGGCUGUGUCUGCUGCAUUACCGGCAAGCUUUUGGCAGCAGUACGGUGGUUUCUUUUCUUGGUUUUCUGCUUCCUUGUAGGAUGCCUCAGCUAUAGGGGACUGGGAUGUACAACCCUACCGCUCUGGCAUGUGUAGCUUGCUUAGCAGAGGUGGCAGAUCUGUUUUCACGUGGGAAAUGAUCAAUUUAAACUCAAAAUGUAGUGUAAUGUUCAUGGCUCUGGCUGGCAACUGAGGCUGCUGUCAGCCUGCGGUGUUGCAGCUGGAUGUGGUGGCGUAGUGUGCUGCGAGCGGGGAAUUUGGGUCCUGCUGCAGCUCUUGACGGAGGCAGAGAUGUUCUGGAGAAGCUGCCUGACAGUCGUCAGAUCAACAAAUGUGUGUUAAUAGGGGUAGCAAUCAGUAUGAAACUGGGACAGUAACAUUUAGGUCUGAUAAACGUGAACCUAGAGGCUGUUGGAGUUUAUACACCUUGUCUUUCCCAAUUAGAGUGGGAAGGAGGUAGAUGUAAAUGUGGACGGACGGUUAGUUAGAUGUUAACUAGGAUACGCUAUACUAUAAGGUAUUUGAUCUAGGGUGUCAUUGGGUUGUAGUCCAAGAUAAAAUCGGUAAUUAAGGGCAGUGUCUCCAGGAUACUGAGUGCCAGGAACAGCAAUGGCUUUAGCGCAGGGGGGUGAGAUCGUGCUCCCUGGAGAGCGUUCCCUAUUCACACAUCAACCUUCAUUAAACAUUUCUGAUGGGCUGUGCGUUGUUAUGCUCGGAAAGGCUUGAAUACCAGCCAGCCGCGUUGCUGAGACACUUGUGCCAUGGUUCUGCCAGCCUGGAGCUGCAAAUCCCCUGCACGGGAGGGCAGGAGGUGGCUGCCUGCUCUCCAGGGGAGAGAAAGCGCAAGAAAUCUGCCUUGUUGUGCCUGGUGGGACACAUGCCUUACGGCCUGGAUCCCGCAGCAGGUCUCAAAGUGGCAAGGCACCACGUGUACAACGUGGCGUGGGGUGCACACAGAUGCGCAGCAUGAGUUUGAGACUUGUAGUGCGUAGUUCAUGUCUAGUGCUCGUGCCUGCUGCGGCUUUACCUGUCUGGAUAGCAAAGCACUUAACUUUGGGCCUUGACUUCUCCUCCAGUAGCCAAAAUAGCUGCUACACUUGCAACACUAACGUGGAAAAGAGCCUGCCAGGGACGAGCUGCCGGCUGACCGAGGCCUCGAGCUGCUGCAUGGGGUCCCGCUGGGCUGUGGCUGCCAUCCUGCUCCAGAACGCUUGCUUCCUCACUGAAAACGAAAAGGUGCACUGAGUUAGGAUAUUCUGAGUGGUCUAAUUAGCUCGUUGAGGUUUUUUCCCCACUCCCCGUAGGUGCUUGUAGGUGAUAGGAAAGGUGUCCUUGCGUCGGUCCCUGCUCCCUGGAGCACUUGUCACCCCCUCUGACUGUUGCCUUACUGCUUGAUGUCGUGUAGUGACCUUCAAUAAAGCAAACGUGGCUCUCAGAGUCU
This is a messenger RNA of Cuculus canorus (common cuckoo), 3369 nucleotides long. It is a transcript of the gene DCTN4, whose product is annotated as dynactin subunit 4. Gene Ontology annotation, cellular component: dynactin complex. Lineage: Eukaryota; Metazoa; Chordata; Aves; Cuculiformes; Cuculidae. The record is from RefSeq and is a predicted model, not a curated record. The transcript has 14 exons. Bases 56 to 1462 code for a protein of 468 amino acids.